Molecule: messenger RNA, 811 nt
Organism: Poecilia latipinna (sailfin molly)
Lineage: Eukaryota; Metazoa; Chordata; Actinopteri; Cyprinodontiformes; Poeciliidae
Exons: 4
Coding region: 1-621 (206 amino acids)
Biological process (GO): response to bacterium
Source: RefSeq, a predicted model, not a curated record
AUGACUCCUCUAAUGUUUAUUGGCUAUGUGACAUGUCUGAUCCUGGAUACUUUGGUCCAUGUAAAAGAAUCAAAUCUGAACAUUUGGACCUUGGUCGAUCAGUCCAGAUCUGAGAUCAUCCAGCCUGGAGGUUCUGUGACUCUGAAGUGUACAGUACAAAGUGGGACCUGUGAUGGGGAACACAGAGUUUUCUGGUUCAGGAACUCUGAAGAACACCUUCCAGAGAUCAUUUACACCAAUGGAGCCAGUGAUGACCAGUGUAAGAAGCCAACCACACAGGCACACAGCUGUGUGUACAGCCUCACCAUAGAGAGUCUGAACGCCUCCAGUGCCGGGACCUACCACUGUGCUGUUGCCUCAUGUGGACACAUUCUGUUUGGAAAGGGGAUGAAUCUGGACUAUGAGAAAAAGUCUGACUCUCCCGUCCUGCUCUACGUCUUGAGUGGAGCUUUAGCAUUCAACAUCAUCGUGGUGGCAAUUCUGACUACAAAUGCAGAUGGUUCCAACGAUGCACAUAAUCUCCAUCAUGCUGCCUUAACAAGUAGUAAAAUCAGCAGAUCGAGAGGGGAGAGGGAGGCCACCAGUGAAGUUGUGUACUCCAGUGUUGGGCCUGAGAACUGAAGUUGCUUCUUCGUGUUGUUAGACUAACGGCUAACGUCUCCGGUAGAAACUCUUUGUGAAGCUUUUGACCGAAACAUAAAUGUUCCUUUUCAUUUAUCUGUUAGAGAUGACCAAAGUAACUCCAUCUCCUCUGUCACCGCUUGUACAAACCUUUGAACUCGUGUCUUUGUUAACAUCAAGAAAUCCCAAA